UUUGGUAUCCGUCGCCUCUUUUUAUGAAAGAUGGAAAAAAUCAGUAACUUUUGCUGGAAUCUCCCAGAAAUUAUUUUAGCUCGCUUCCCAUUUAUUAGUGCAUUUACAUUACUAAUGAUAUUAGCUGAAAGAGACGAAAAAUAUCCUCCAAUACCACCAAGAUUGAUAUACAGCCACAUAGCUAUCUUCCUAGCAGUUGGAUUUCUGAUGUCAGCAAAAGUCAAAAGAAAAGAAUUGUCAUUGGUUUAUGCUGGUCAGCUGUUAUAUUUUGCUUACAAUACAUAUACAAAUCAAAAUCUACGAUAUACCGAACCGCAAAGGAUAAGGAUGUCAGUAAGAUUGAUUGGUUGUGCUGGUAUAUUUGUAUUAUUCUCCUAUUUCCAAGAGCAAGUCAAAUCCAGACAACUUAGAAAACUUGGAGAAACAUUAGUUGGAAUAUUUCUACUUGCUUAUGUAUAUAUAAUCAAUAACACUUAUGAAGAUAAGCGAGCAUUCCUAAUGCACAUCCCAGGUGGGGAUUGGAUUAGAUAUUUCAUUACUUUAGUUUUAGCUUGUGGUGCUAUAAGCUUCUUCUCAGGAUUUUUUUUACGUGACGUGUCUAUAUCAUUAGCAAUAGUCUUCGCAAUACUGACAGUAGCUGUAGACUGUGACAUUCAGUAUUGGGUGAAUAAAAGAGGGAUGUUUUAUUGGAACCAAGUUAGGGUUAUUGCUGAUGAUUUGUGUAUAAUAAUUGGAUUUUGUUUGAUAAUGACAAGAGGGGAUAACAAAAUAAAAGUGGAUUAAAUUAUUUAUUUUGUAUGUUUGUAAUAGUUUUAUUUUAGGCCUCAGCAAUAUUAAAAAAGUAGAUUUUCACAUACUUUACUUAUUUGAUUAUUUUUUACGUUACUUAUUUGAUUAUUUUCUUUAAGAUAUCUUACUGCUAUUUAAAGGAAAAAUGCUAAGUAAUUCAAUACCAAUAUUUUCUGUAGUUUUAUUAGUACCAAUGUUUUGCUAUAGGUUUCGUUAUAUAUAAUAAGUACCAAUAUUUUCCAUAAAUUUAUGCUUAUUUUGUUAUCAAGGAUUAUAAUUAUGCCACAUUUAACAUAUAUACAUUUUGUACCUAAAGCAUUGAUCAUUUCCAUAACACAGAUUCUACUUGAAGCUAGGGUUGACCUCAGGUGCUGGGAAAGGGUCAGCAAUGUUAAAUUAUUAUGACGGGUAAAUGUUUAACAAAAUCUAAUAUGAGAUACACAACUAGGAUAAAACAAUUCAGUAUCCAGUAUUAAUUUAUUCAUGUAUGUAUGUUUUGCUUACAAUUCAUAUUACCUGAUAUAAUGAACCAAUUUCAGAACUGUCUUGUUAUAACAAUGAUAAUGAGUUUUUUGUUUAUUGCACUUUUAUUAACCUAAUUGACUGAAAUUUUGUAAUCUCAGAAUUCAUGUUUAAAUUUACAUUAUAUAGACAAUAAUAGUGUACUGACUUGACUAUUGACUUGCCGAGCUAUUUCCCCGUUUCGGGCCGAAUCCUUAUAUCGUUGAUAUGUCAAGUCAAUACAAUAUUAUUGUCUUUAUACUGCAAUCUAGAAAAAAACAUUUUAAAUUGUUGUUUAUUGUGUUAUUGUUAUUUAUUUGAUUUAGAUAUUGGGAAAAAUCUCCCUUUAAAAAGGCCUCACAAUUGGCGACGAAAUAUACAACAUAAUGAAAUGUACAUUACCUGUUGAAACCAAUCAAUGGUGAAAGAAUUCGUUUGAGUAUGGACUAAAAUAUCAACAAUAAGCAUAAAACAUAAUGAUUUAUAGAUUUUAAACAAAAAAUAUUAACAAAUGAAAUAUGUUUUUCCAACAAUUUAAAAGAAAUAAGUUUGAGUCGUUCCACGCUACAGGUUGAAGCGGUCCUCAUGAAUAUUCAGACAUAGUCCUGGCUCUACUAUUUAAAUAUUCAUGAGAAAAGAGUUAUCGGGUCAGUGACUGUAUAUGACAAAGAAAUAUACAGUCAACGCAUUUUGACUGCUCAAAUAGAACGAGUGCAGUAUAAAUUGUAAUAAUACCUAUCUUCUACUAUUGAGAACAUUUUGAGUUGAUUACUUUCACAUUCAUGAUCUAAGGUCCUAAUUAAAAUGCUUACAUUUGUUUAUUUGUUUAUACUAUCACAUGACUGUGAAGGAAAGUUAAUUAUUUGUUUAUGUUAAUAAAAACCUUUUAUACUUUAUAGUUA
Molecule: messenger RNA, 2192 nt
Organism: Mytilus californianus (California mussel)
Lineage: Eukaryota; Metazoa; Mollusca; Bivalvia; Mytilida; Mytilidae
Product: transmembrane protein 101-like
Exons: 3
Coding region: 31-783 (250 amino acids)
Biological process (GO): positive regulation of canonical NF-kappaB signal transduction
Source: RefSeq, a predicted model, not a curated record